Molecule: messenger RNA, 1107 nt
Organism: Cucumis melo (muskmelon)
Lineage: Eukaryota; Viridiplantae; Streptophyta; Magnoliopsida; Cucurbitales; Cucurbitaceae
Exons: 5
Coding region: 111-839 (242 amino acids)
Molecular function (GO): aminoacyl-tRNA deacylase activity
Source: RefSeq, a predicted model, not a curated record
UAAAAUUGAACCAAUAGAAGUCGAAAUUUGAAAGGGGUUGUUGAACACAAAUAUGAAAAUUUACAAGGACCAAAUUUGCAAUUAAGAAAAGAAAAUUGGCAUUCAGCUGAAUGAGGAGCAAAAUGGGAAGUGAGAGUGAAGCAAUGGCGGAGCAGAACUCCAUGGAAGCACUAGCCAAGCUCGAACACCGGCAGACCCUAAUCCUUCAUCGAAUUUCAAACCUCGAGCUCAAAUACCUUCCAAAUCUUGACUCUCCUCCUUCCUCUGUUCCCUCUGAUGGCGCUGAUGACGACACCGUGGCUCGACUCUCUGCCAUUCUUAGAACCAACGCUGUCAACGACUUUUCCUUCAAAAGGGUGCCUUCCGAUUACUACGAUUGGGCCCUCGAAGCGCGACGGGACGUUCUUGAUGCUGCCUCUAUCGACCAUCUCUGCAAGAGCAUCGUUCUGGUAAAUACUCAAGCCCCAUCCCAUGUGGUUGAUUGCAGUGAUCGCAACAAUUCAAAAUACUAUAUUGUUGUUGUUCAGUAUACUGCCAAAUUUAAUGCUGAAGCUGUUAAAAGCUUCCUGUAUUCACUCAAUGAUGGCAAGAUAGCAAAAAAGAAAUUCAACUUGAGACUUGCUCCAGAGGAGACGUCUGUGAAAUUAACUGGAUAUGAGCAUAAUGGAGUGACAUGCAUUGGCAUGAAAACGGAUAUUCCAGUGAUUUUGGAUGAAGCGAUUGUGAAACUAAAUCCUGAUUACUUUUGGUUGGGCGGUGGAGAAAUCGACCUGAAGUUGGGAAUCAGGACAUCGGAAUUCAUAAACUUUGUCAAACCCUUCAUUAUUAAGUGUAGCUAGGAGGAACCAUUUUCACCCUGUUCAAGCUCAACAACAAAUCAAACACAACAGACUAAUACUACUACAAGGAUCCAGGUUUUCAGUAUUUCAUCCUAUUUAAAUUCUUUCUACUUCUGAGUAUCAAUUGUUUUGUAUGUUCCAAAUGAGGAUGAAACCAAAAACAGAAAGAAAAGAAAAGAAAAUUUUUUCAUGAUUCCUUGGAAAUGGGAUUCAGCUAUUUAACUUGUUACAAUCUAACCAUUAAAUGAACAUUAAUGAUUUUGAUUAA